Messenger RNA from Fusarium graminearum PH-1, 13407 nucleotides. RefSeq lists its product as uncharacterized. The transcript has 2 exons. Gene Ontology annotation, molecular function: catalytic activity; phosphopantetheine binding. Gene Ontology annotation, cellular component: cytoplasm. Gene Ontology annotation, biological process: secondary metabolite biosynthetic process; amino acid activation for nonribosomal peptide biosynthetic process. NCBI's taxonomy places the organism in Eukaryota, Fungi, Ascomycota, Sordariomycetes, Hypocreales, Nectriaceae. The record is from RefSeq and is a predicted model, not a curated record. The coding region runs from base 1 to 13407 and encodes 4468 amino acids.
AUGACUUACGUGGAGCUAGAUAACUAUUCCUCUUCACUUGCGGCACAUCUCAUGGCGUCGGGUGUUAAGCCUGGCCAGUAUAUUCCUCUCUGUUUCGAAAAGACUAUGUGGAUGGUUGUUUCCAUGUUGGCUGUGCUCAAGGCUGGAGGUGCUUGCGUUUCCCUGGACCCAAACCACCCAUCUCGUCACCACCAAGUCAUUCUCAGCCGUGUCUCGGCCGAUAUUGUCAUCACCAGUCCGGCCAACAAACACAGGUUCCCAGGUAACCGCGUUCUAUCUGUCAGUGCUGCCUUGAUGACGAAGAUCGCCCACGAGCCCUAUGCCGCACCAUUGGUUAGUGCUCAUCAACCAGCCUUUGUCGUCUUCACGAGUGGCACAACUGGUGAGCCCAAGGGUAUCAUUCUUGAGCAUAGAGCGUUAUGUACCAGUAUCGAAGCCCAUGGUCAAUUUAUGGAGUUUGGGCCCGAGUCACGAGUUCUGCAAUUCGCCUCGUAUACAUUUGACGUUAGCAUCGCCGAGAUGCUCACCACGCUCGCUUUCGGAGGAUGUAUAUGUAUUCCUUCAGACCACGCACGGCUCAACAAUCUCUCUGGAGCAAUCAAAACGCUCCGCGUUAAUCAAGCGUACCUCACGGCCUCUGUUGCUGCCUUAUUGGACCCAGACACUCUCAAUGGUUCUUUGAAGGUCCUGUCGGUUGGCGGUGAGCAAGUAGGCCAGGAGGUGUUAACAAGAUGGGGAGACCGAACCAAGCUGCUCAACAUGUACGGACCUGCAGAGACAACAAUAUGGUGCGGUGGCAAGCACAGCGUCAAACCUGAUGGCGACGCGGCAAAUAUCGGCUACGGAGUUGGAGCUCGUAUGUGGUUGACUGAUGUUAACGACGUUCAAAAACUGGCUCCAAUCGGUGCUGUGGGAGAGAUCGUCAUAGAAGGCCCUUUGCUAGCCCGAGGCUAUAUCAACGGCAACAACGAUGUAUUUGUUGAAUCUCCCGACUGGGCCAAGGCAUUCAACGUCUUUGAUGGUUUCGAUCAAGUGACGGGCAGAGUUUAUCGCAGUGGCGAUUUGGGGCGGUAUCAGUCAGACGGAAGCAUUGCCAUCUGUGGCCGUAGGGAUACACAGCUCAAGAUACGCGGACAACGAGUCGAAGUCUCGCAGAUCGAGGACCAGCUGCAACGUCUAGCCCCUGACUUCAAAUGUGUUGUCGGCGUGCUCAGAACGGACACACCCACGCUGGUUGCUUUCAUUGGACUUGAGGGACCUACUAAAGACCAGGGCCUUACAGACAGUAUGGACCUCGUCGUGCGUACGAGGGAUCUGUCGGAAGAGGUGAGGGACCUUAUGGGCAGCCUCGAGUCGCGACUGGCCAAUAUCCUCCCGCCAUAUUCCGUACCCGCGCACUAUCUGGUGCUCAGAAACAUUCCACUCAUGACAUCUGGAAAGACAGAUCGCAAGAAGCUACAGGUUAUUGCAUCUGAGCACCUCGAGCACUCUGUUGACGCAUCAAAACCCCAAAUGCUACAGCAAGUGAAGAAAAUACCUACGACCCAAAUGGAAUGGAAUUUAUUCGGCUUGUGGGCUCAAGUCUUGGGCAUCAACAAUUUGGCGUCUUUAGGCACCGAUGACAACUUCUUCCGAUGCGGAGGUGAUUCACUCAAAGCUAUGCAAUUAGCUUCCUUGGCCAGCCAGCGAGGAAUCACCUUGCAGGUCUCUGAUCUGUUCAAAAACCCCGUUCUAGCUGACCUGGCGCAAGCUAUUGUACUUGACACGCCAAAAGAGAUAGAGACGUCGCCUGUACAAGACAUCCCUGAUCCCUACUCCCUACUGCCAAAUGACACGAAAGAGCAAGUACAGGCUCAAGCAGCACUGGACUGCGAUGUUUCCCCCAACUUGAUUGACGAUAUAUAUCCUUGUACACCCCUUCAAGAUGGGUUGUUUGCAUUGUCGCAGAAGCAGCCUGGUGCUUAUGUUGCUCAGUUCAAGUUCUCUGUCGCGAACAGAAUCAACAUUCGGCGCCUUCGUCAGGCUUGGGAGACCGUGUGUGACCAAGCACCAAUACUACGAUCUCGUCUAGUGUCAACACCGUCUGGUAUAGUGCAAGUUGUUCUCACUGAAGACUUUUGGUGGUAUGAGCGACAUGAUAUCGAUACCUCAGCUGAGUUGGAACAAGACAAGGCAGCCAUCGGUGGACUGGGUCAACCUCUGCAACGGUUCCGCCUUGUUCAAGACGUCGCCAGAGGCCAGAAGACCUUGGUGUGGACUAUUCAUCACGCAGCCUUUGAUGGAUGGUCUAUCGAGCGCAUCCUGGAGAGUGUUCGGCUAGUGUAUCAGGAUCAGCCAAUCCCAAAUCCCUAUGUGCCGUUCAACGCCUUCAUCAGGUACUCGAGCGGUAUUGUAGAGAACCAUGAGUCAAAAGAGUUCUGGCAGUCGUACCUCAGUAACAUAACACCUCCAACCUUUCCAGCUCUACCGUCUCCAAGCUACCAAGCCCUGGCCGAUACCGUUAUUGAGUCAAAAAUGUCAAACCUCAAACUUCCAGACUCAUUCACUCUAACAUCCAUACUAAGAGCGGCCUGGGCGAUCGUGGUGAGCACUUACCAAGGAUCGGAUGACGUGGUAUUCUUGACAACCGUAUUUGGACGCAAUGCUCCUCUAGCAGGCAUUGACAAAAUUAUUGGACCGACAAUUACAACAAUUCCGAUUCGCGUCAAGCUCAACGACCCCAGUACCACGGUCGACAUGCUACUCCAAGCGGUACAGGAGAGUGCUACUGAAACCAUGGCUUUCGAGCAGCUGGGACUUCAGUCCAUUCGCAACCUCAACGCCGACUGUAAAGCAGCCUGCAUGGCGCAAAAUCUUCUGGUAAUCCAGACGAGCCGUGGGGAGGAUGCCACUGUUCCUUUUGGCGGCUUUGAGAAGCUGCCAGACGAGACCAAGGGCUUCUCCACUAUCCCGUUCACGCUCGAAUGCACGGCAACAUCUGAAGGGGGUCUUUCAAUCGAAGCAUCAUUUGAUUCUAAGAUCGUUGAUCCAGCUCAGGCGAACAGAAUAAUCAAGACCUUUGAACAUGUCACGCAGCAGAUGUGCCACAAACAUCUUAAACUCAACCAGGUUGAUUUGAUCAGUGACUCGGAUCAUGACCUGAUCAGGAACUGGAACUCGACCAUGCCUUGCGCAAAGGAAGAAUGUAUUCAUCACCGGCUUGACCGCUUGGCAGUAUCGAACCCUGAUGCCGAGGCUGUCUGCGCCUGGGAUGGGAUCUUUACAUUCAAGGAACUCAAUUCCCUCAGCAACCGUUAUGCUGUCUAUCUCCAAUCCCAAGGCAUAAAGCCUGGUAAUAUUGUACCAUUUUGCUUUGACAAGUCGAAGUGGGUGGUUGUUGCCAUGCUUGCUAUCAUGAAAGUUGGUGCUGCUUCCGUUACUGUUGACCCUAAACAUCCUCCUGGGCGCCGAGAUGGUAUACUGUCAGCAGUAUCCGCAUCUGCUGUGGUAACCACCUCAGGAUAUACUCAUCUCUUUGACCACAAUGCGUCCCAUGGGCUCAAAACUCUCGUACUGGAUGGGAAAACGAUGGACAGCAUCGCCGAUUCACUUCAGCCUGCAGAUAUUGAAAGUACACCGAACGACGCCGCUUUUGUGGUGUACACCAGUGGUAGCACUGGCACUCCGAAAGCAGUAGUUAUAGAACACCGAGGCAUCUGCACAGGAGCAUUUCACCUCGCCAAACUUAUUCAUCUAGGCCCACAAACUCGUUGCUUACAGUUUGCUGCUUUUACAUUUGAUCAGAGUUUUGGCGACAUCUUCCAUACACUUCUCCUCGGCGGAUGUGUCUGCAUUCCAUCCGAAUCAGACCGGUUGAACGACUUGGUUGGCUCUAUACUUCGCCUGCGAGCAAACACCGCUAUUCUUACCCCUACAGUAGCCUGUUCCAUCGAUCCAAGUGAGCUGGGAUCUCACAAAAUGGACGUGUUGACCGUUGGGGGUGAGCCUGUUACCGCUGAAGCCAUUCGAACUUGGGCACCACAUGUUCGGCUAUUCAACACCUACGGACCAGCAGAGUGCUCAGUAACUACUAUUGGGCGACCUAUCAACAUGCAGAAUGUCACUCAGCCGGCAAAUAUCGGCCGAGGCUUGGGGGCAUUGGUCUGGCUGACUUACCCGGAUGACCCUGAGAGGCUGACGCCCAUUGGUACAGUGGGUGAGAUCCUCAUGGAAGGACCUCAGCUUGCUCGAGGGUAUCUGAAUGAUUCCAGAAACACCAACGCUGCAUACAUUACGGACCCCGCAUGGUCUCACCGCUUUCCUGUGCCGGGCAUGAGCACUCCCCGUCGAUUCUAUCGUACAGGAGACCUGGGCCAGUACCAAGCUGAUGGGACAAUUGUCUGCCUGGGUCGACGAGACAGUCAGGUGAAACUCAGAGGACAGCGGAUGGAGCUUGGCGAAGUCGAGCACCAUAUUUCCACCUAUAGCCAAUCGGCUCUUGAAAUCAUUGCAGAUGUCUUUACUCCGCCAAACGGCACAGCCACGUUGGCAGCUUGUAUAAGCCUCAAAGGUUACGAGACAAAGGGCGAUGAAUGCCAGGUAGAGGUUGAUGAGCAGGUCCUGACGAUAUUCAGCGCUAUGCUGUCUGGUCUUGAUUCCUAUCUGUCACGUAUGCUGCCUGCUUAUAUGAUUCCAACACUCUACGUGCCUGUCACCCAUAUCCCGCUGACACCAUCGGGCAAGAAAGACCGAAAGAGCAUUCGUCUUAUGCUGGCACGUAUUACUGUCGAUCAAGUGCAAAAGAUGAGAACCAUUCUUGGAGAAAGCGAGCCAAGUCGGCCGCUGACCGAACGCGAGAAAGACCUACAGCAACUGUGGGUCAAGGUUCUCAAGCUCGAUGGCGAAACAGUCAUCAACGCCAACACCAACUUCUUCCACAGCGGAGGUGAUUCUGUCCGAGCAAUGGCACUCGUAGCUGCUGCGAGAAGAAAGGGCACCCACCUCACCGUGGCCGAGAUCUUUAGCCAUCCCAAGUUGUGCGAUAUGGCUGCCAUGACGACUUCUCUGUCACAGAAAGGUCAACCUGUUCAGUUGGCCCCGUAUUCUCUUUUGCGCUCGACUCCAUCUGCCGAUACCAUGAGCGAAGCCUGUGGUGCCUGUGGCGUUGAUCACUCUCAAAUUCAAGACAUGUAUCCCACUACGCCAUUGCAGCAGGCCCUUGUGGCACUCUCGAUCAAAGACUCUGGGGCCUAUGUCUCAAACUUUGUGUUUUUGCUACCAUCUCAUCUGGACGUUGAGCUAUUUCAGCGUGCCUGGGAAUGUGUAUAUGUCAGCAGUCAUUCACUAAGAACGCGAGUCACGGAUACUGUUGAAACUGGCAUGGUGCAGGUGGUUGUCUCGGAAAAGGUGCGAUGGAACUAUGGAGAUAAUCUUGAGGAAUUUGUUGGUCGCCAGUCACAAAAGGGAUUCAAGCUGGGACAACGCAUGGCCGAGUCAGCUAUUGUGAGACAGAAGGACGGCAAGACCUUUUUCAUCCUCAUUCUACAUCACGCAAUCUAUGACGGUUGGUCUCUUCGACGCCUACUGGAGGCCGCUGAGCAGAUCUAUCACGGCCAAGCCAUUCCUCGCUUCGUUAUCUUCAAUCACUUUGUGGCUCAUGUCUCCCGGUCAGAAGAUAACCGAGCCCCGGCGUUCUGGCGUUCUUACCUCGAGGGUCUCCCAAAGACCUCAUUUAUUCAGCAACCAACGACAGCGUACAAGCCUACAGCCGAUCACAUAAUUUCCCAAGACGUUAGCCUCAGGGAUAACUUCACUGCGCGUUCCGGAGUCACCAUCACGUCUCUGAUGCGAGCUGCCUGGGCCAUGGUUCUCGCAACGUACAACAGCGAUCAAACACCUGAUGUUGUCUUUGGCACUGUAGUGGGUGGUCGGUCGUUAGACCUCGCUGAUAUCGAGUAUAUCGAUGGACCUACUAUUGCCACUGUCCCAUUCAGGGUCACCUUCGAUCCCACGGCGCCAGUUGAUAUGCUUCUCCAGAGUGUUCAAACCAUGUCAACGCAGAUCCUGCAGCAUGAGCAGUUUGGUGUGCAAAACAUCAUCAAGGUGUCGGAUGACGGGCGUCUGGCUUGCGACUUUGAAACUCUCCUCGUCGUACAGGAUUCUGCUGAAAUCAAAGCAAGCUCAGGCUUUCUUGACAUGGAUAACAUAUAUCAACGACCAGAUAGACCGCCAGGUAUCCCUCUAGUUGUUGAGUGCAGUCCAUCAGCUGGCAAUCUUCAUUUAGAGAUUCACUUCGACGCGAAGCUUUUGGAAGAAACUCAGGCCAAACGACUAAUUCGACAACUUGCUCAUGUGAUCAAACAACUAGCCAAUAGCGUCCCAUCGUUAAGUUUAUCAUGCAUUGACAUGAUGAACCCUGAUGACGCGGAGGAGAUCAAGUCUUGGAACAAAAAGCCUCCACCAACUUUUGACGGCUGCUUGCAUGAGAUGGUUCUUCAGCAUUCCAAGGGUUGCCCUGAUCGUAUCGCGAUCCAAUCAUGGGAUACCUCUCUCACCUAUUCCGAACUCGACCAUUUGUCAAGUAUUCUGGCUCAAUAUCUCAACAGCCUUGGCGUGAGACCAGAAGACAAGGUCCCAUUUUGUAUGGACAAGUCUGCAUUCGCCAUUGUUGCCAUGCUAGCUAUCCUUCGCUCUGGUGGCUGUUUUGUUCCUCUCGAUAUGUCCAGCCCGACCAAACGACUCAAGAACAUCAUUAAGCGAGUCAACGCCAAGUUUAUACUUGUAUCCCCCAAGACACGACCAUUAUUCGAAGACGUGGAGGGGCAGUUGGUGGAGGUGACCAAAUCUAUGAUCGAUGGGUUGCCCGAGCUUUCAAAGUCCCUCUACAUCCCAUCAGCAACUCACCCAGCCUAUGUCCUUUUUACGUCUGGUUCUACUGGCACUCCCAAAGGCGUUGUCGUCGAACACGGAGCUAUCGCCACCAGUGUUUCUUCCUUUUCCUCCUAUCUAGGAUUUAACCCCGAUGUCCGCGUUCUUCAGUUUGCACCAUAUGUAUUCGAUGUUUCCAUCGGCGAAAUAUUUGCUUGCCUUGUGUCUGGGGGUUGUCUCUGUAUCGCCUCUGAGUCAAGCUUAAUGGAUGACCUUCCAUUGUGCAUUCAACAACUAGAUGUCAACUUCGCCGUUCUCACACCCACGUUUGCACGCACGUUGACGCCUUCCGAGGUUCCCUCCCUGAAAACUCUGGUCCUUGGAGGCGAACCACUACGCAAGAGAGACGUCGAAACAUGGGCCACUACAGUCAGGCUGUUCAACGGAUACGGACCAACAGAGGCCAGCGUAUUGGCUAUGGCCUACCGAGUGCCAGACUCGCAGUCACCUUGCAAUCUCAUCGGUCUCUCAGUUGGUUGCAGGAGCUGGAUCGUCAGCCCCAGUGACCCUAAUAUUCUCCCCCCAAUUGGAGCCGUGGGUGAACUCGUGCUCGAGGGCAAUACUCUGGCACGAGGCUACCUGGACACAGAGUCUGCUCAAGGAGCCUUUAUUGAGGACCCCAAGUUCUUAGACAGUCUGGUUCCUGAAGCAACAGGCUCUCGGGUCUAUAAGACCGGUGACCUGGUGCGCUACAACGCGGAAGGCAUUGUCGAGUUUGUCAGCCGUAAAGAUACCCAAGUCAAGUUUCAUGGUCGGCGGAUCGAAUUAGAAGACAUCGAACACAACGCUAUGGAAGCCAUGCCCGAAGCCAAACACCUUGUCGUUGAGUUGGUUCGACUCGGUAAUAGCCAACAAGAGGCUCUGGCACUAUUCUUCCAUACCGACAAUCAGCGAACUGCAAAUGAAAAGGACCCGAUUCUUCCGAUCGGGCAAGACUUGGUAGCACGACUGCGGGGCGUCAAGUCCAACUUGGCCGUGACACUCCCUUCUUACAUGGUACCAUCAUUGUAUAUCCCACUCUCUACAUGGCCCAGUACCAGCAACGGAAAGGUGAACAGACAUCUUCUUCGCAAUCUGGUACUACACUUUACCUCAGAGGCAGCCGCUGCCUACUCUCUUCACACCGGUGAUUCGUCUGCGUUAUCCAGUGACGAGGAAAGCCAGCUCGCUCAGCUUUGGGCCACAACCUUGAACAUCGAUGCACGUACAAUUGGCUCAAGCGAUAGCUUUUUCCAACACGGCGGAGACUCUAUUGCCGCCGUGAGACUAGUCACUCUGGCUAGAGAGCAGGGAAUCGGUUUAUCAGUUGAUACUCUCUUGUCAAAGCCCAUAUUGCGUGACAUGGCUCUCUGUAUGACCUCGGCUCAGCCAGUUCGAGAAACAAUCGUUAGGCCGUUCAACCAGAUCCACAGUCAUCAAGAGGAGGUUCUCCUAGCAGCUUCUCAGUUCGGGGUCGAACCUGCGAUGAUUGAGGAUAUAUAUCCCUGCUCCGCUCUGCAAAACAGCCUCAUGGCCGUGUCUCUCAAAAACUCCAGCGCAUACCUCUCUCAAUUCGUGGUCGCUAUCCCCGAAGGAUUGGACAUAGAUGUGCUCCAAGCUGCAUGGAACACUGUCUAUUCAGACUCACCCAUUCUUCGAACUCGCUUCUACCAGCCAUCAUUGAAUAAUAUGCAGCACCCAAUACUGCAGGCCGUGGUUGAUCAGAAGCCAAUAUGGGGAACAGAAGAGAAUUUGGAUGAGUUUCUUGGGAGGGACAAACAAACGCCAACAGGUUUAGGAUCCCCACUCACUCGAUUCACCAUCGUGGUUGAUAAGACAAACCAAGAACGACUCUUUGUUCUCACUGCUCACCACGCUAUCUAUGAUGGAUGGUCCAUUGCAUCAACGUUUGAGAAGGUCGACAUGAUUCUCAAGGGAAUCGCUCUUCCAAAGUCUGUGGGCUACAAUAUCUUUAUCCACCAUUUGCAGUCACUCAACACCCAAGAGAACAAAGCUUUCUGGUCUAGCACUUUGGAGGGCGCCACGCAGACUCUGUUUCCUCAACUCCCAUCGCACAGCUACGAGCCUGCCACUGACAAUUCUCUCAAGCACCAAUUUGCCUACCCGGCCGACCUUGCUCCUCACUCUACAGUAACCAUGGCAACUAUUGUUCGCGGUGCUUGGGGUUUGCUUGUUAGCAAAUACUGCGACUCGCCUGAUGUAGUCUUUGGUACUACUGUCAAUGGUAGAAUGGCGCCGAUUCCCGGUAUCGAAAUGGUCCAGGGACCAACUAUGGCUACAAUUCCUUUCCGCACGCGAAUCAGCACCAAUCAGUCUGUCCUUUCCUAUCUCGAGCAGCUACACGUCCAACAGAUCGAGUCCAUUCCACAUGAGCAGUACGGCUUACAGAACAUCAAGCAUCUCUCCGAGCCUAUCGCGAGAGUUUGCGAGUUCCAGAACUUGCUUGUUAUCCAAAGCUCGCGUGAUAGUAGCCUCAGCGACUCUGGCUUCGCCUUUGGAACUGUCAAGAACAUGGAUCAAGGGUCAUUUUCCAUGCAAGGAUUUCACAACAUGGCCCUGGUCGUUGAAUGCUCCAUUGAUUCAGAAGUCAUUCAUGUCACUUUAAACUUUGACUCCAACGUUAUACCUAAGACUCAAGUCCAGAGGAUUGCUCACCAUUUCGAACAUCUGAUCUUGCAGCUGCAGGCGGGUUCUACUGAACCUGAUUUGAAAAUCGACCAGAUUGAUCAUGUCAGUCCUUCAGACCAAGCUGAAAUCCUGGAAUGGAAUAGUUCCAUCCCAGGCAGUGUUCUGUGCUGCGUACAUGAGCUAUUUGAGAGCCGUGCUCGCUUGCAACCUUCAGCCCCUGCUAUUUGUGCCCGAGAUGGCCAGCUCACGUACUUCGAGUUACAGGCCAAGGCUACGACUUUGGCUGCCUAUCUGAGCCUUCAAGGACUGGGUCGAGGAGUUCUAGUGCCAUUGUUGUUUGAGAAGAGUUGCUGGGCGGUUGUGGCAAUGAUGGCAGUCCUCAAAGCCGGUGCUGCCAACGUCGCCCUAAACCCCGAACAUCCACAGGCACGAUUGGAGGACUCAAUCAACGCCACCCAAGGAGAAGUUAUCCUCUGCAGCCGGAAACACUUCGAGUUGGCCAGUUCCUUUGAUAUGCAGGUUAUCGUAGUAGAUGAAGAUCUGUUUCAUCACAUUGAUCUUCCAAGUUUAGCAUCCUCUGAUCCUUGGUCUCCCACUUACCCUGCAGGACCAGAUGAUCCAUGCUUCGUCUUGUUCACUUCUGGUACAACCGGAAAGCCUAAAGGCAUUGUCAUCAACCAUGCAGCCAUGUGCAGCAGCAUCAACGGCCAUUCUUCUACACUCCGCUAUUCUACUGGACCUGGAUCCCGCAACUUCCAAUUCACAGCCUAUACUUCCGAUGUCAGCAUAGGCGAGAUCUUCACCUCGCUUGCCGUGGGCUCCUGCGUCUGUGUACCCUCCGAUUAUGACCGCAUGAAUAACCUUGCUGGUUCUAUGCGCGAUCUAAAUGUCACCUGGGCAUUCCUCACGCCUAGUGUUGCUGCACUGCUCAAACCUGAAGAGGUGCCUUGCUUGCGAACCUUGCUUUUUGGCGGUGAAACAGCCACGCCUGAGAAUAUUUCGACCUGGGCAGAUUCAUUGUACCUCAUUAACUCUGCCGGUCCAGCUGAGUGCUGUAUCUGGACGCACUGCAAUCCAGGUAUUUCUACUGCAGACAUUGGCAGCAACUGGGGCUAUAACCUGGGCUGUGCUACUUGGAUUACUGAUCCCAACAAUCCGUCCGUGUUGAUGCCAAUUGGUGUUACUGGUGAGAUGUUGAUUGAGGGGCCGAACCUGGCCCAGGGAUAUCUGAACGACCCUGAACGUACGCAGAAAUCAUUCGUUGAGAUCUACCUGGCCGGUAAAAAGCGACGGCUUUAUAGAACCGGCGAUCUUGCUCGAUUCAUGGCCGAUGGGAAAACGCAAUUUCUUGGUCGACGAGACACCCAAGUCAAACUUCGAGGCCAACGAGUCGAGAUUGGUGAGAUUGAGAAUCAGAUCCGGCGACACAUUCCCGAUUCGACCUUGGUGGCAGUUGAAAUGGUCAGAAUCGCUGAAGGAAAGUCGGCUCCUUUACUCGCUGCCUUCCAUGCUCCAAAAGAUCCCCGAGCUAUCGACGACACCGGGGAUACUCCCCAGGCAGAAGUACUGUCGGCAGCCAUGGUUCAGGAACUUGGUGUGAUUCUCGAUGAGCUCGCUGCCAAGCUCGCAGAGACUCUGCCCCAGCACAUGAUUCCCACUGCGUUUAUCCCUUUAACUUCAAUGCCGCUCACAGCAUCUGCAAAGACGGACCGCAACGUACUAUCUGCCUUAGCCUCUACCAUUUCUGUCGAGCAGCUCAGCUAUUAUGCCCUCACUUCAGCAGAAAAGCAGUUCCCUUCCAGUCUGGCCGAGCAACAGAUGGCCAAGCUGUGGCAAGAGGUUUUGAACACUAAAAUCGAUAUUGGUAUCCAUGACAGCUUUUUUCGCAUUGGAGGAGACUCCAUUAGUGCCAUGCAUCUCGUUUCAAGAAGUCGCGCCGUCGGCAUCUCCUUGACGGUUGAGCAGAUCUUCAAGAACCCAACAUUGCAACACAUGGCCGCAAUUGCGACAACAUUUACGGAGUCAAUGGGUUCAACCACUGUUGAGCCAUUUUCUCUCAUCUCCCCAACUGUAACAUUCGAUAUUGUUUGCUCUGAAGCACAGGAGCAGUGCCAGGUCACAGCACAGCAAAUCCAAGACAUCUAUCCCUGUUCGGCAUUGCAGGAGGGCUUGUUGGCUCUCAGUUUAAAAACUGCUGGUAGCUACCUAGCCCAGAUGGUGUUCGAAAUCCCAGAUGAGCUGGAUCUGGAACGGUUCAAAGAUGCUUGGGCUCACAUGGUCGCCAAAGCUGCACCAAUUCUUCGAACACAGUUCUUUGAGUCUCCUUCCCAGGGACAUCAGCUGAUGCAGGCUGUUAUCGACGCCCCUCUAGAGUGGACAUACAGCGAUAAAUUAGACGAGUAUCUCAUGACCGAUUCUACUAAGAUCGUUCAGUUGGGACAGCCUACCUCACGAUACGCCAUUAUUUCGAAUACCCAACGCUAUUUCGUUUUUACGGCUCAUCACGCCGUUUAUGAUGGUGCUUCCCUUGGACCAAUGUUUGAGGCUGUUGAAAAGAUCUACAGCGAGAACUAUGUCAGCUCUUCCUCUCCAUACAGCCUCUUCGUUCAGUAUCUCCUCGGGAUGGACUCGGACAGUUCUAAGGCCUACUGGGAGAUGUCGCUACAAGGAGCCUCAGCCCCUACAUUCCCCCGGCUACCCUCGAUUGGCUAUCGACCAAUGACCAAUGAUGCCCUGAAGCGUACGAUAGCUCUUCCCGCACGCCAUGACACUGAGUUUACUAUGUCUUCCAUUGCUCGCGCCGCCUGGUCUCUUGUGGUGGCGUCUUAUUCUGACACUGAUGACAUCGUCUUUGCAUCUACUGUCGGAGGACGUACUUUACCGAUCGCGGGCAUAGAAAACAUCAUUGGACCAACUCUGGCGACUGUGCCAGUCCGAGUAACCAUCGAUCGAACUGCUUCCGUUAGUGACUUCCUAACCAUGAUACAAGAGCAAUCAACAUCGAUGAUGCCUCACGAGCAAUAUGGACUACAGAACAUCAAGCGUAUCAGCCCCUCGGUCUCGGCUGCGUCUGACCUCCACAAUUUGCUUGUUAUCAACACCUCGUCUGUCGAGGGUCUUGGCUCAGGCGGUUUGGGUCUGAAACAAGUCGAUCUUGGAAGAGCAGAUGGCUUUCACAAUUUCGCUUUGAGCAUCGAAUGCACUGCUGAAGCUGACGCCUUGUCACUCGCCGUCAGCUUUGAUGACCAUGUCAUUGAUCCCAGACAAAUUCGACGAGUGGUUAAUCAGUUCGAGCACAUGCUACAGCAACUAUCUACAUGUGCCAUACAUACGAGACUAGCAGACAUGGAUCUCACAGGUCCUGCCGACAUUGCUGAAAUCCACCUUUGGAAUUCUCAUGUUCCACCUCCACAGCAAAACUAUGUGCAUACUCUUGUGGAGCAACGUGUCAAGUCUCAGCCAGAUUCACCAGCCGUGUGCUCCUGGGAAGGAGAACUGACAUAUCGCGAACUUGAUGAACUCUCUUCAUCAUUGGCAAACCAUCUUAUCACCGCCUUUGCCGUCGCUCCAGGUACUCUUAUACCCAUCCUGUUCGAGAAGAGCAUCUGGACAGUCGUUACUAUGUUGGCAGUACUCAAGGCUGGUGGUGCCAAUGUGCCAAUGGAUCCUCAGCAGCCCCUUGCACGACUACAAGAGCUUGCAGCAGAUAUCGGUGCCUCACUAGCCAUAUCCAGCAGCAAAUAUCAGGACAAGGCACAGAAUGUCACGGCAAGGAACACCGAUAUGCCCGGCAUCAACAGUGUCCUACGAAGAUCCAGCAUUUAUCCUAUUUACGUCUGGCAGUACUGGCAAGCCAAAGGCCAUCCUCAUUGA